ACAUGGAGCCCACAGCCUCUCUCUCCAUUCUAGCCCUGCUGCUGCUCGGCCUCUCGCAGGCUGUGCCUCUCAUGGAGACUCAGCAUGUGGACAUCACAAGAAACAUUCUGACAAUCAACAACGGAUCCAGGGAACUGUUGGUGGAGGGAGACAUAGUUUUACCAAGAACCAGGAAUGCUCUGGUCUGCCCCAGCAACAACUGCUUUUGGAAGAAGUCCUCAAAUGGCUUAGUGCUGGUGCCUUUCACAGUGAGCAAUGAUUUCUCUUCCUCUGACAGGUCUGUCAUUGCCGGCGCCAUGGCGACCUUCCACAGCAAAACCUGCAUUCGCUUUGUUUCCAGAACCUUUGAAGCUGACUACCUCAGCAUUCAGAGCAGAGAUGGGUGCUACUCUGCAGUGGGCAGACAAGGUGGAGUGCAGGUGGUCUCCCUCAGCAGGAACGGCUGUGUGUACCACGGCAUUGCCCAGCACGAGCUGAACCAUGCGCUGGGUUUCUACCACGAGCAUACCAGGAGUGACCGUGACCGCUACGUGAGGAUCAACUGGGCAAACAUCUCACCAACAAUGCAGUACAAUUUCAACAAGGAGAACACCAACAACCUCAACACACCGUACGAUUACUCCUCCGUGAUGCACUAUGGGAAAACGGCUUUCUCCAUCAACGGGCAGGAGACCAUCACUCCUAUUCCUGAUCCAUCAGUGCCGAUCGGACAGAGAGUGGACCUCUCCGCCAUUGACAUCAAGAGGAUCAACAUUCUCUACAAUUGCUGA
Messenger RNA from Pygocentrus nattereri (red-bellied piranha), 770 nucleotides. RefSeq names its product high choriolytic enzyme 1-like. Lineage: Eukaryota; Metazoa; Chordata; Actinopteri; Characiformes; Serrasalmidae. The transcript has 4 exons. Gene Ontology annotation, biological process: proteolysis. Bases 3 to 770 code for a protein of 255 amino acids. The record is from RefSeq and is a predicted model, not a curated record. Gene Ontology annotation, molecular function: zinc ion binding; metalloendopeptidase activity.